Molecule: messenger RNA, 2085 nt
Organism: Apodemus sylvaticus (European woodmouse)
Lineage: Eukaryota; Metazoa; Chordata; Mammalia; Rodentia; Muridae
Gene: Il1rapl2
Product: interleukin 1 receptor accessory protein like 2
Exons: 10
Coding region: 1-2085 (694 amino acids)
Biological process (GO): signal transduction
Molecular function (GO): interleukin-1, type II, blocking receptor activity
Source: RefSeq, a predicted model, not a curated record
AUGGCGUUUCAGGAAGAAGAAUUUGGCAGCUGUGUGCAGAAUAGAUUAGUGGGAGGAGAUACUGGAUCGAGAAGGCCUGGUGAAGAGGUCAUAAUAGAGUUCAGAUUGGACGGCUGCAUUGAUUGGUCGGUGGAUCUCAAGACAUACAUGGCUUUGGCAGGUGAACCUGUCCGAGUGAAAUGUGCUCUUUUCUACAGUUAUAUCCGCACCAACUACAGCAUGGCCCAGAGUACAGGGCUCAGGCUCAUGUGGUACAGAAACAAAGGUGACUUGGAAGAACCCAUCAUCUUUUCAGAGGUCAGGAUGAGUAAAGAGGAAGACGCCAUAUGGUUUCACUCAGCUGAGGCACAAGACAGUGGAUUCUACACUUGUGUUUUGAGAAACUCCACAUACUGCAUGAAGGUGUCAAUGUCCUUGACUGUUGCAGAGAAUGAAUCAGGACUGUGCUACAAUAGCAGGAUCCGCUACUUAGAGAAAUCUGAAGUUACCAAAAGAAAGGAGAUCUCCUGUCCAGACAUGGAUGACUUUAAGAAGUCUGAUCAGGAACCUGAUGUUGUGUGGUACAAGGAAUGCAAGCCAAAAAUGUGGAGAAGCAUAAUAAUACAGAAGGGAAAUGCUCUUCUCAUCCAAGAAGUUCAAGAAGAGGACGGAGGAAAUUAUACAUGCGAACUUAAAUAUGAAGGAAAACUUGUAAGACGAACAACAGAAUUGAAAGUUACAGCUUUACUCACAGACAAGCCUCCCAAGCCAUUGUUCCCCAUGGAAAAUCAGCCAAGUGUUAUAGAUGUCCAGCUGGGUAAGCCUCUGAACAUCCCUUGCAAAGCCUUCUUUGGAUUCAGUGGAGAAUCUGGACCAAUGAUCUACUGGAUGAAAGGCGAAAAGUUUAUUGAAGAACUCGCAGGUCACAUUAGAGAAGGUGAAAUAAGGCUCCUCAAAGAGCAUCUUGGAGAAAAAGAAGUUGAGUUGACACUUAUCUUUGACUCAGUGGUAGAAGCUGACUUGGCUAAUUAUACCUGCCACGUGGAGAACAGAAAUGGACGGAAACAUGCCAGUGUUCUACUGCGGAAAAAGGAUUUAAUCUACAAAAUUGAGCUUGCAGGGGGCCUGGGAGCAAUCUUUCUGCUACUUAUACUGCUACUGGUGGUCUACAAAUGCUACAACAUAGAACUGAUGCUUUUCUACCGACAGCGUUUUGGAGGUGAUGAAACUACUGAUGACAACAAGGAAUAUGAUGCAUAUCUCUCUUACACAAAAGUGGAUCAAGAUACUUUGGACUGUGACAAUACUGAGGAAGAGCAGUUUGCUCUUGAAAUACUGCCAGAUGUCUUAGAAAAACACUAUGGAUAUAAACUCUUCAUCCCAGAAAGGGAUCUGAUUCCAAGUGGAACAUAUAUUGAAGAUCUCACAAGAUGUGUUGAGCAAAGCAGAAGACUUAUUAUCGUGCUAACUCCAGACUAUAUUCUCAGACGAGGAUGGAGUAUUUUCGAACUGGAAAGCAGACUCCAUAACAUGCUAGUCAGUGGAGAAAUCAAAGUGAUUUUGAUUGAGUGUACAGAAUUAAAAGGGAAGGUGAAUUGCCAGGAAGUGGAAUCACUAAAGCACAACAUCAAAUUUCUGUCACUGAUCAAGUGGAAGGGGCCCAAAAGCAGCAAAUUAAAUUCUAAGUUUUGGAAGCACUUAGUGUAUGAAAUGCCCAUCAAGAAAAAAGAAAUGCUGUCCCACUGCCACGUUCUAGACUCUGCCGAACAGGGGCUUUUUGGAGAACUUCAGCCUAUUCCUUCAAUUGCCAUGACAAGUACCUCAGCCACAAUGGUGCCAACACAAGCUGAUCUCGCUGAGUUCCAUCAUUCAGAUUCGAUGCAAAUGAGGCAUUGUUGCAGAGGAUACAAACAUGAGAUGCCAACCAACACCCUGCCAGUACCCUCCUUAGGCAACCACCACACUUACUGUAACUUGCCACUGACACUACUCAAUGGACAGCUGCCCCUUAACGACUCCUUAAAAGAGACUGAGGAAUUUUCAAGGAACAACCCCCUACUGCCAUUAUCAUCCAAAGAGCUUAGCUUCACCAGUGAUAUUUGGUAG